UGUGCCAUUGUGUUGGUUUUCAUAGUUGAAGUUGCUGCUGUACCAUUCAUUUAUUAUUUAGCAGGUCCUAGAUGUGUUCUUUUGUGUGCUAAAGAACGAAGGCCUCUGCCUAAACAAGGUUUCACUUGUUGCUUUGCUAUGGAUGGUGUCAAAGUACUUGCCUCUGGCUUUGAUGCGGACGAGAAGGUCAAGAUAGAAGAAUUAGUGACUGAAAUGGGGGGAGCUCUACACACUAAGCUGUCAUCAGAUUUGAACUUUGUCAUCGUGAAAAAUGUUUUGGCUCUGAAGUACAAGUGGGCUUUGAAUAUCCUGAAGAAACCAAUAGUUACUUAUGAAUGGUUAAAGCAAUGCUCAGAUGAGCAUCGCGUUGUUCCUCAAGAGUCAUACAAGGUCCUUCCUUUCUCUGGGUUAAAGAUUUGUGUGACUGGAAUCCCAGCAGAUAAGCGCAAAGAGAUGGAAAAGCUUAUUUUACAAAAUGGUGGAAAAUACUCUGCGGAAUUGACAAAGAAGUGCACACAUUUGAUAUCUGAUGCUCCAGAAGGUGAUAAAUAUAAGGUGGCUAAACGUUGGGGCCACAUUCAUAUUGUGACAAUGAAAUGGUUUGAUCAAUCUAUUGCUCGAAGAGCAUGUCUGAAUGAAGAGUCCUACCCUGUUCAGAAUGGAUCUUUAUCUUCUCGUAGAGUGACUAGGGACUUAACAGUGCAACAUAGCCAGGAAAAGGAUAUUGGGAAAAGGCACUCUGUGUCAUCCUCAAGAGCUGCAGAUUCAAAUAUGCUAGUUUCAGAUUGCGCCGAGUCUAUGGAUAUAGAUCCAGAAGCUACACAGUCAGAACAUAUGUCGUCUGUUUCAAAUGUUCCAUUUGUUAAACAUCCAGAUGCUGGAGCACCUCCAUUACAGACCAGCAAUGAAUUGAAUUUAGAUGGUCUUGUUGCGAAUGAUUCUGAAUCUGAUGACAGUGACCUGUACUUAGCGGAGUGCAGAAUAUUUCUUGUUGGUUUUGAAGCUUCUGAAAUGCGGAAGCUAGUUAAUAUGGUGCGCAAAGGUGGAGGCUCCCGAUACAUGUCUUUUAAUGACAAACUGACACACAUAGUAAUUGGGAAUCCUACAGAAAUAGAAAAGAAAGAUGUAAGGAGUAUUGCUGCUCUAGGUGUCGUUUAUGUUGUUAAAACCUCAUGGCUUGAAGAUUGUGACCGUGAAAGGAAACAAGUUCCGGUUCUUCGGCGACACAUUGCAUGCGAUCUACUUCUUCCAAAAGCCAACUUAAUAAAAGGAGCAGUGACUGGCAUUAUGCCUAUGGAUCAAUUUACAAGCUCAAGUUUUCGUCAAAGCCUCCAGGCUGAUCCGGUGGUGGGUAAUAAGGACUUUGGAGUUAAAAUGUCAGAAUCAUUGGAGAAAAACAAAGAAGAGAAACAUGAUAUGGGUAUGAAUGUUGUCACAUUCGGUAAAGCAAUGGAUAGAACUAUGCCGCAAACUCAACUUCCUGAUAAUAAAUUGAGGGUACAAAAGAUGAUGCAACAGGACUCCAAUGCACAUGUGAAGUCAACAAAUAUUUUCAAAGGGAAAACAUUUUGUUUCUCGAAUUUAUUUCCUGAAGAAAGGAGAGACGAGAUUGGUCAAUGGAUAAGUCAAGGGGGAGGAGAGAUAAUUAGUGGGCAAACAAAACAGAGUAUCCACUAUACUAUUGCAUGUCAUGGUGUAAAACCCAGCUUGACAGGAGAUUAUGGAAGUACCUAUAUUUCCAGUCACUGGAUACGAUCUUGUUUGGUGGAUGGAUCCUUGCUGGAUGUUGACAGUCAUAUUCUUUAUUCGCCACUUCCCUGCUGUGUUCCCUUGCCUGGUUUUGAAAGCCUCCGGUUUUGUGUUUCACAAUAUGAAGAGAAAGAUAGAGUUCUUCUUAAGAACUUGUGUAUAGUUCUAGGAGCUAAAUUUGCUUUGAAGUUGACUAAGAAGGUCACCCAUUUGCUGUGUAAAUUCACCAAUGGGCCCAAGUACGAGGCUGCUUGUAAGUGGGGUAUCCGAUCAGUUACCUCUGACUGGAUAUUUGAAUGUGUCAAACAGAACGGAGUUAUUGCCAUUGAUAAAUUUUUGCCCAAAGAAGUCACCCCUCAAGACCAAGAGGCAGGAAUUUGCACAGUGAGUCAAUUUCCUACCCAGGCUGUUCGAAUGAUAAAUGACAUACCCUCCCAGUUUCCAAGUCAAUCGCAAAGUUCAAGAAACACGGCAAAUAAAAAUGUAGAUAGUGGACUCGACAAUCAUGAGACUCAUUCUAAAAUAUCAAAUAUUAAUAGCAAAAAGGCAAGGCUCAUGGUAGAACCUGAUCUGUAUAGUAAGGCGCCUGCUACAGUAAGUUCAGAUUCAGGUAUUCAUGUCUAUAACUUGAAUUUUUCUGAGAAAAAUACACUCAAAGAUGCUCUGGAGGUUACCCAUGCUGUUCCAGAUGUUGCUGCUGCAAUUGAGGACUUAUUAAAUGAUGAUAAGUUAAUGAUGCAUGGUCAGAGGUCCCCAGUGAGUACAGGGUGUGAGAGAAGUGUAUCCAUUAAGUGUGAUCAAUUUAAUGGAGUCGUUUGUGAAGACAAUCCAAAUCCUCAUACUGUCUUUGGAUUAUCGAAGCACUGGUUAAACAGAAAUGGCAGAAAAGAUGAUCAUGGUGAGACUUCUCAAGACAGAAGAGCAGGAAUGUAUGAUGGUUUUAGUGAAACACAAACAGAAUCUCAGGUUGUUAGUUAUGAAGAAGAUUUGUCGGGAAGGCAAAUGCUUAUAGAUAGAGUUCGAACUCGAAGUAGCUUGCACUGAAAUACAACCCUGCUUGAAGGAAGGUAUCAGUAGAGCAGUUUCCUUAUUUGAUGGUCUGAUGGUAUAUCUGAACUUACAAGCUAAUGCACAAUAAUGUGUCUUGUCCUUCAUGAUCAGCAUAUGACAAGAUAAACUCAGCCUUUGCCUGCUAAUAGCGGAAACUUACGUAGCAGGGGUGUAUGAAUAGGUUCUUUGUAACUAGCAAAUGGAAAUAAGACUGAGCCAAGUAAAAAAAAAACGUUGGCAUUUAGUCACGCCGGCCUUGUACAAAAAUCGGAUUGUUAAGUAAAUCGCAGUAGCUCUCUUUGUUGUUAUUUUAGUGCGCGGGGUGGAAGAAAAGGUGAAACGGGUGUGCUAAAGUUGAUUGGAAGAGCAAUUUGUUUUGGCAGGCCUUCUGAUUGGAUAAGCAAGAAGAUGCUUUUAGCAAAUCUGAAAUCACAUGACAUUUUUGAUGAUACAUACAAAGGCUUAUCAGCAAGAGUCAGUGUUCUGAACUAUCGAAUGUUGAGAUUGCUUAGAUUUUCAACUUAAUGUACUAACUUGUUUAGCUAUGACACUUAAGUUAAAUGUAAGAUAUGUUGCCCUUUUGUUGUGCUUAAUACACCAUACACGGAAUGAUUACUGGUAAAGAUCCAAGCGAAUGAAAACAAAUAUCAAAUUCUGUCCAGAAUACAAAAGAGCCCGGAAUAUUGCAAGAGACAUGGUCAAGAGUUGCAUAGGUCAGAAACUACAUUGAUAUUAGUUGUAAGAAAAAAAUUAACUCUUAUACCUUUAACACGCCUCGGUUGAAUAAACAUUCAUGCUGAGAAAAUUGAACCUCCAAUGUUGCUUGUAGCAUUGUUGCAUCAUGUUAAAGAGAUUUUCUAACUGCUAUCAA
Molecule: messenger RNA, 3670 nt
Organism: Cicer arietinum (chickpea)
Lineage: Eukaryota; Viridiplantae; Streptophyta; Magnoliopsida; Fabales; Fabaceae
Biological process (GO): mitotic DNA replication checkpoint signaling; DNA replication initiation; mitotic G2 DNA damage checkpoint signaling
Source: RefSeq, a predicted model, not a curated record